AUGGCCAAGGCUGGUGCCAAGUACAUCAACAAGGGCGGUGCCAGCGGCAUCAGUGACCUUGCAGGCCGGAAGCCCGUCGCGGACUUUCUGCUUUGUGCCUCGGCUUACGGCCCAGGGCAUACCCAGGAGAACGGCGAAGAGCUAGGAGGCCUGAGUCUCAGCUGCCACCGCUGGGUACAGCCACAGCUCAUAUUAGUCCACAAUCGCAAAAGUCAGGUCCUCAGGGCCAGUCAUGCACCGAUCCACCCAGGCCCCUAUUUCCCACGCAUUUUUCCCGAGCGCGUUCCAGAGGAGGAGGCUGGUCAGUUGGGCAGCAUGACCCGGGCAUAUCCGGGCACCACCUCCGUGAGACAGAAGCAGCAGAGAAUGCAACAAGUUCUCCUUCGCAACUGUUUUGUUGUGCUGCCGACUUGGCUCAAGCCCGUGCUCUUCCCCUCUCCCUUGCAGGGCCAGGGGCUGCUCUCAUUCGCCAUGCAUGGAUAUGCAGACAGGCAAGCUGUGGCUCGGCGCACGGCGAUCCUGGCGGAGUCUGCCGUACGUUCUGCCAACCAGGUCCACGGCACGACACCUGUCUUUCGCAAGGACGACAGGAUCAAGCGCUUGUUGCGUGACGCCCUCGAUGCGGCGGCAGAUCCUCUGAGUAGCUACUUGGAGGAUUUGGAUAACGACCAUUUCGAGCAGCUUAUCGAUGCUUUCCGCCCACACGAAGUACCUAUGGACGCCUACGUCAUCGUGCAGGGUCACUACGUGGAGAAUGACAAGCCGGGGCUGUUUGUGCUGGAGGAUGGCAUGCUGGAAGCCUUGAGGGCAGACAAGUACGAGGAGAAAGUUGUGCGAAGGUACACGGAGCCCGGCAGUAUCUUCGGCGAGCUUGCGGUCCUCCACCAGGCCCCGCGCGCGGCGACCGUGGUUGCACGAACUGAUGCGGUGAUCUGGUCUGUGAGCAGACAGACGGUCCGCAAGAUCACCUGCUCCUUCCAGGAAGCGAAGCGGAGGUACUACGAUCGAAAGCUGAUGUCGGUGGAUGUGCUCCAGCCCUUGGACGACGAAGAGCGCCAACAGGUGAUCGAGUGCCUGAGGACUCGCCACUACGACCCUGGUUAUGUCAUCAUUCGGGAGGGUGAAGAAGGACACGAGUUCUUCCUCUUGAUAGAGGGCACCGCGACUGUGUCGAAGAACGGCCGUGAGCUCAAGACCUAUAAGCCCGGUGACUACUUCGGCGAGCUGGCGUUGAUGCAUGCGAGUCCUCGUGCGGCCACCGUGACGGCCACGGACUUCUGCACGCUGGCGGUUCUUGCAGAGAAGGACUUCCGGAGGUUGCUCGGGCCCUUGGCCAGCUUUCACGAAGAGGAGGGUCGUCGACCGUCUCGCUUGUCUCGUACUUCCUCACCGCGCCAAUCCUUUGACGUGGCAGGUCGACCAUCUCGCUUGUCUCAAGCUGCUUCCUCCCCUCGGCAAUCACUUGAUGGACCAGGUCGAGCAUCCCGCCUGUCUCAAGCUGCUUCCUCUCCUCGGCAAUCGUUUGAUGGACCAGGUCGACCAUCUCGCUUGUCUCAUGCUUCCUCGCCGAUCCCAUCCGUUGACGUGGCAGGUGAACCCCGACGAGUUUCUCACAGCCGCAGCACCAUCGCAGGAUGCCGAGAAAGCUGCGUGGAGCACCCCGCACAGCGCAACUCGUAUCCGGCAGCCAGACCGUCAAGAAUGUCGUGCCGAUGA
Molecule: messenger RNA, 1716 nt
Organism: Symbiodinium sp. CCMP2592
Lineage: Eukaryota; Dinophyceae; Suessiales; Symbiodiniaceae
Source: the annotation of a GenBank genome assembly